Molecule: messenger RNA, 2229 nt
Organism: Setaria italica (foxtail millet)
Lineage: Eukaryota; Viridiplantae; Streptophyta; Magnoliopsida; Poales; Poaceae
Product: protein ECERIFERUM 3
Exons: 10
Coding region: 147-2015 (622 amino acids)
Biological process (GO): lipid biosynthetic process
Molecular function (GO): oxidoreductase activity; iron ion binding
Source: RefSeq, a predicted model, not a curated record
CCAAGACGCAUUCGAGCUGAGAGAUAUCCCAACGCAUACGGGCUAGCUCUCUCUCUCUCCCCCGUCCUCCCGCUCUCUUUCUUUCUCUCUCUCUCACACACACACCUGACCCCUGUGACUCUCUUCUUCCCGGGCAGGACCAGGCCAUGGGUUCUCCGUUGGCUUCCUGGCCAUGGGCAAGCCUCGGCUCCUACAAGUACCUGCUGUACGGGCCUCUGGUGGCGAAGGCGGCGCACGCGUGGAGGGAGACGGGGAGCCCGCCGCUGGACUCGUGGUGCCUCCACCUGCUGCUCCUCCUGGCGCUCCGGUCGCUCACCUUCCAGCUCUGGUUCUCCUACGGCAACAUGCUCUUCUUCACCCGCCGCCGCCGCGUCGUCAAGGACGGCGUCGACUUCCGCCAGAUCGACGCCGAGUGGGACUGGGAUAACCUGGUCAUCCUGCAGACCCUGAUCGCGGCCAUGGUGGCCAACAGCCCGGCGUUCCCGGGCGUGCCGGAGCUCCGCGCGUGGGACCCGCGCGGGUGGGCCCUGGCGCUGCUCCUGCACGUGACCGUCUCGGAGCCGGCCUUCUACUGGGCCCACAGGGCGCUGCACCGGGUCCCGCUCCUCAGCCAGUACCACGCCAAGCACCACUCGUCCCCCGUCACCCAGCCGUUCACAGCCGGGUUCGGCACGCCGCUGGAGGCGCUGAUCCUGACGGCGGCGAUGGUGGCCCCGCUGGCCGGCGCCUUCACCGCCGGCGCCGGGUCCGUGAGCCUGGUCUACGCGCACGUCCUCCUCUUCGACUACCUCCGGUGCAUGGGGUACAGCAACGUGGAGGUCAUCUCCCACAGGGCCUUCGCCGCCGUCCCCGCCCUCAGAUACCUCAUCUACACCCCGACGUAUUUGAGCCUGCAUCACAGGGAGAAGGACUGCAAUUUCUGCCUGUUCAUGCCCCUGUUCGACGCCCUCGGCGGGACCAUCAACUCCAGAUCCUGGGAGCUUCAGAAGGAGGUCGACCAAGGGAUGAACGACCGGGUGCCGGACUUCGUGUUCCUGGCGCACGUGGUGGACGUGGUGUCGUCGAUGCACGUGCCCUUCGGGUUCCGCUCCUGCAGCUCGCUGCCCUUCUCGACCCACCUCGUGCUGCUGCCGCUCUGGCCCCUCGCCUUCGCCUUCAUGGUCCUCCAGUGGUUCUGCUCCAAGACCUUCACCGUCAGCUUCUACUUCCUCCACGGCCGGCUCCACCAGACCUGGAGCGUCCCCAGAUACGGCUUCCAGUACUUCAUUCCAUCGGCGAAGAAGGGCAUCAACCGGCAGAUCGAGCUGGCCAUUCUGAGGGCGGACAAGAUGGGCGUCAAAGUGAUCAGCCUUGCUGCGCUCAACAAGAACGAGGCGCUCAAUGGCGGCGGCACCCUGUUCGUGAGCAAGCACCCCAACCUGAGGGUGAGGGUGGUGCAUGGCAACACCCUGACGGCGGCCGUGAUCCUCAACGAGAUCCCCAGCAACGUGAAGGAGGUGUUCCUGACCGGCGCGACGUCCAAGCUCGGCAGGGCCAUCGCGCUCUACCUCUGCAGGAAGAAGAUCAGGGUCCUGAUGCUGACGGUGUCGACGGAGAGGUUCCUGAAGAUCCAGAGGGAGGCGCCGGCCGAGUCCCAGCAGUUCCUCGUGCAGGUCACCAAGUACCAGGCUGCGCAGAGCUGCAAGACAUGGAUCGUGGGCAAGUGGCUGUCGCCGCGGGAGCAGCGGUGGGCGCCGGCGGGCACCCACUUCCACCAGUUCGUGGUGCCCCCCAUCAUCGGCUUCCGGCGUGACUGCACCUACGGCAAGCUCGCCGCCAUGAGGCUCCCCAAGGACGUCGAGGGCCUCGGCUGCUGCGAGUACACCAUGGAGCGCGGGGUGGUGCACGCGUGCCACGCCGGCGGCGUCGUGCACUGCCUGGAAGGGUGGGAGCACCACGAGGUGGGCGCCAUCGACGUCGACCGGAUCGACGUCGUCUGGAAGGCCGCGCUCAAGCACGGCCUCACGCCGGCGUGAUCCAGCGCCCGCCUCCGGCCGGCCGGAAUAACGCGUCACGCCUCUAGUUCUCGCUCUUGUCAUGUACCAGUUGCAACAGAGUUGAUAGACUGGUUCACUCGUAUAUACUACUAGUAUAUGUACGUAAGGUAUACCGCAGUAUUGAAAAAAAUUUCAGGCCACUGGCACAUCUAAAACUAGACCUGAAUCACUUCAAUGAAACUGAAUCGGACAA